This is a messenger RNA of Rhizoctonia solani, 504 nucleotides long. RefSeq lists its product as uncharacterized. The transcript has 2 exons. Lineage: Eukaryota; Fungi; Basidiomycota; Agaricomycetes; Cantharellales; Ceratobasidiaceae. The coding region runs from base 1 to 504 and encodes 167 amino acids. Gene Ontology annotation, molecular function: structural constituent of ribosome. The record is from RefSeq and is a predicted model, not a curated record. Gene Ontology annotation, cellular component: mitochondrial large ribosomal subunit.
AUGCCCGCCAAAGUUCGUACAGCAAAUACACUCGUGGCACGCUUCCUUGAACGUGCCGCAGCACAAUCGCCAAAUCCCGGGGCUCUGGUCCCCAACCCAUUCCUUCCUCAGAAAAAUUCUCAAACUGGCCGCUGGCACGGUCCCCGGUAUUCGUUGCGUCGACAAAAAGAACUCGUGAAGCAGGCCCGUGCAGAUGGGGUCAUCGGAUUACUACCCCCGGGGGUGAAGGCUCGCCGCGAAGAUGGUGCUGGCGAAAGGAGUGAUGUGGCUAGUGCUUCAAGUGGUCUACCGGCGUUAAACUGGGAGGGCGAACCGGCGCCUAAAUCGACCGUGGGGAUUCGUUCAACUCAACGAAGAUUCAAGGGCCACAAGUGGGAACGCGAAGCGAAGGAAAGGGCCGAGUUUGUGGCAAAAAGAAUGGAAACCAUGGCCAAGAGGAUCGCCGAGGCUAAAGCGGCCAAGAUACAAGAAAGGACAAAAGCACGCCCAUCGUUGCCUUUCUAA